AUGUUAGGAAAACAUCCUUAUGUUUUCUUUACGCAAGAUGGAAAUCAGAUUGGGAAGGCAAUAUUAUUGAAUGAAGAAAGUGAUGAUUAUUAUCAAUUAUAUUUAAAUUUAAAUUGCCUUUCUAUUGAAGCAAACUUUGGCAACGAUCUGGAUGCUAAACCAUUUUGUUUUGAUGUUUCUAAACAUGUAUUUGCUGAGUAA
Molecule: messenger RNA, 201 nt
Organism: Meloidogyne enterolobii
Lineage: Eukaryota; Metazoa; Nematoda; Chromadorea; Rhabditida; Meloidogynidae
Source: the annotation of a GenBank genome assembly